Poecilia latipinna (sailfin molly) is the source of this 1775-nucleotide messenger RNA. RefSeq lists its product as uncharacterized. Gene Ontology annotation, biological process: DNA integration. NCBI's taxonomy places the organism in Eukaryota, Metazoa, Chordata, Actinopteri, Cyprinodontiformes, Poeciliidae. The coding region runs from base 35 to 1186 and encodes 383 amino acids. Gene Ontology annotation, molecular function: nucleic acid binding. The record is from RefSeq and is a predicted model, not a curated record. The transcript is spliced from 2 exons.
UCUCCCAAAGGACAAUCACAUUACAAACCUGAUCAUGUCUCACUUUCAUUCAAAGAUUUGUCAUCAAGGCCGAAGCCAGACGCUCAUGGAGAUCAGAGCAAAUGGGUUUUGGGUGAUUGGUGGGAGCAAAGAAGUUGCAAAGCUAAUAAGCAGAUGUGUUCAAUGUCGAAAACUUCGGCGGUCUCCUGAAGAACAGCGCAUGUCUGAACUACCGAAGGAACGAAUUGAAGUCUCAGAUCCUUUCAUUUACAGUGGAAUGGAUUGUUUCGGACCAUUCACCACAAAGCAAGGUCGUAAAGAGCAAAAGAGGUACGGACUCCUCUUUACCUGCCUUUCCUCACGCGCAGUCCACAUUGAAAUGCUAGAAAACCUGUCUACAGACUCUUUCAUUAAUGGCCUACGAUGCUUUAUCAGCUUAAGAGGAGCUGUCUGUAAGUUGUACUGCGAUCAAGGUACAAAUUUCAUUGGGGCCAAAAAUGAGCUAAAGGAGGCGCUCAAAGAAUGUGACAGAAACGCCCUGCAGGCUUUCCUUGCAGAUAAACAGUGCGAGUUCGUAUUUAAUGCCCCAUCUGCCAGCCAUGCCGGAGGUGUGUGGGAACGACAGAUUCGAACCAUCCGCAGUGUUCUCAAUGCCACCAUCGCUCAAUCACAAGGCAGGCUGGAUGACACUUCCCUAAGAACACUGUUUUAUGAGGCAAUGUCUAUAAUCAAUAGCCGACCACUAAGCAUUGAUGGAAUCAAUGACCCUAAAUCACCUGAACCUCUGACUCCAAACCAUCUCAUAUUAAUGAAAUCAAAGGGUGCACUGCCUCCUCCUGGGAAGUUUGUGAAGGAAGACUUGUAUGCAAGAAAAAGAUGGCGCAGAGUGCAAUAUCUAACGGAACAGUUUUGGAGUAGGUGGAAAGUGGAGUACCUUCUGAACAUAUCCACAAGACAAAAAUGGCACCUACCUCGUCGCAAUCUUGAGGUAAAUGACAUCGUCAUCAUAAAGGAAGACAUGCUUCCCAGAAGUCAGUGGCAACUGGGUCGAGUUGUUGAAGCACCACAAGAGGAUGAUGGCUUGGUGCGCAGAGUCAAACUUCAAGUUGGUGAUCGAAAUCCAGCAAAGAAGCAGGGUACAACACACAAACCUCACAUUAUUGAAAGACCUGUUCAAAAACUUGUAGUUCUUUUAGAAAGUCACUAACUGAUGCUCAUUAGUCUCACAUCAGAUAUUACAUUGCUGAAGGUUAAUGUGUGACGUUAACUGUAUUUUUGUUUGGUCACUUCUUUAACGUCCAUUUGUCAUGCUUAAAAUCAUGCAUGAAUCGUUAAUAAGCUCUCAUCAUACAUGAUUUGGUGGGAGUGUAAAUGCCCGUUCCAUGUUUUAUAUGCUGAUUCUAAGUUGUUACCCAUAGUACCCAAUAUGGGCGCUGUAGUUUGGUUCAUGUUGAGUUAGUGCCUUCAUUUAAAACUGUAAAAUGAGAGGAAGUGUUGCUAGCCUCCUGUCAGUCAGCGCUUUGGGUUGAAAUAUAGAGGAAGAGGAGGAUAUUCUUCACCUUAAUGACUCUGGACUGUAGCGCACAUUCUUAAGAACAGGCUAAAGGCUAAAGGCAGCACCGCACGGACUUUACCGCCAUAAACUUUGCAGCCCUUGGACAGCGGAGCGAGUUUUCACGGUGUAUUCGAAGCACGGUAUGUUCAGUGCACUUCAACAACUUGGUUUGGAAAGAAGUAAAUACGAAGUUACUGCACCCGUCGAAGCUCUCCGUGUUUUCUUGGGUCUGAGGGACUGC